This is a messenger RNA of Arthroderma uncinatum, 747 nucleotides long. RefSeq lists its product as uncharacterized. Gene Ontology annotation, cellular component: spindle microtubule; DASH complex. The transcript is spliced from 3 exons. The record is from RefSeq and is a predicted model, not a curated record. Gene Ontology annotation, biological process: attachment of spindle microtubules to kinetochore. Bases 1 to 747 code for a protein of 248 amino acids. NCBI's taxonomy places the organism in Eukaryota, Fungi, Ascomycota, Eurotiomycetes, Onygenales, Arthrodermataceae.
AUGAGCCUACUACAGAACCACCUGGAGCAGAUCUCUCUCUCCGCAGCUGCAAUAGCUGACUUGUCCUUUCCCCCUCCAAAAUCAUUUGUGAAUGCGCUUCUCCAACCCCACGAUAUCACCACCCUUAUCCGAGACACAGAAGCCCACGAAAGAGCUCUUUUCUCAGUCGACAAUGCCGCCACUAAAUCUCAAAGAAGAGCGACUCGCCGAGGUACGAUGUUCGUGGCAGAAACUGAGAAGGAGUCUAUGAUCAGUCGCAUAUAUGCGGUGAGAGAUCGUACGAACCAGUCUGCUGUUGCGCGGGUUUUGGGCGGGGAUAUGAUGGAUGCAAUCAAGCGGUCGACGGCCGCGGCAUCUGACAGGACUACAAGGGGCGGAUUGGACAUUGAAGUUUUACUACGAGGAGCUGAUAUGCUUUGCAACGUAUAUCCAGUGGCUGGAGCCAAGGAGAAGAUUGCUACCAUACGGUCUCGCCAUCGUGAGAUUACAGAUUCCCUUGUGCAUCUUGAAAAACGUGUUGCCGAUCAGGCUGCAGAGCUGGAACAGAUGAAUCACUCGCAAUAUAACGACGGUGACUACCCAUAUCGGACAGAGAAUCCUGACGCAGCAGGGACUGAAGCUGUGGAAGUCACAGACGAAGAUAUUGAGCAGGAAUUGGAAGCCAUUCGUGAGCUAGAGAUGAAAAAGCGACGCCUGGAAGUUCGAGUUACUGGGAUGGAGAAGGAUUUGGGAGGGCUACUACGAUGA